AUGGCAUCAACAGCAUCAAGUACCGACAAGAAACCAAAGAGAAUCGAUGGAGACUAUCAAGAGCCUGAAUAUAUAAAUAUCAUUGUUAGCGAUCCACUUAGAGUAGAUGAUUAUAUUACCUAUAAAGUGACAACUCAAACUACAUUCCCAGAGUAUUCAGAGAGAGAAUUCAGUGUCAGAAGAAGAUACAAAGAGUUUGCAAACUUGAGAGAACACUUGAAACAAAAACUAUCAGAGAAACCAAAAGCUAUUAAAUUUGGAGAAUUAUACCCACUGCCAGGAAACAAUUUAUCUUCAUUGUUUGGUCAAGGUCGUUUCGAAGCUGAUUUUAUAGAAGAAAGAAGAAAGGGACUUGAGCAAUUCCUAAACUCUGUUGCCAAUCACAAUUUCUUUAGAUUCGUAAACUAUCUUCAUCGUUUCCUUCAAGACAAAGAUGCAUCUUUCCUCUAA
Messenger RNA from Heterostelium album PN500, 450 nucleotides. RefSeq lists its product as uncharacterized. Gene Ontology annotation, molecular function: phosphatidylinositol binding. Gene Ontology annotation, cellular component: endosome. The transcript has 3 exons. Bases 1 to 450 code for a protein of 149 amino acids. The record is from RefSeq and is a predicted model, not a curated record. Lineage: Eukaryota; Evosea; Eumycetozoa; Acytosteliales; Acytosteliaceae.